UUUUUUUCUUUGGUGAUUGCGAAAACAACGCAGCUCCUCCCCGUCUUCGUUCAUUCUGCAGGACUGCCCCUGAUUUCUCUCUGUCGCUCUCUAUUCGCAUAUCUCCAUCUCUCUUUCUUCCUUGGAAAUCGUAGCUUAAAAAACGUAUAAAGUGAUUGGACGAUUAAGGAAAGGUUGGUCUUGAUUCCUUUGAUUCAAAGGCUCAAAGCUAUGCUCUGAUAUAUCCUGGAUUUCGGCAAAAUGAGUUUGCUUGAUUCUGUUUUGGGGAAGAACGCCAGGAGGUUCAUCAAAAGGAAGGAUAGCGAUGCAGGGGAACUAGGUCUUUCGCUUGAAGAAUUUCGCAGCUCUUUGUAUAAUGAUUUCAAUACUUCAGAGGGAGCAAGACGGAAACAACAGACAUAUUGUGGUCCUUUUGUGGCAAUGUCUUUUAAUUUCAUGAUCUCUGUUGGAAUAAUCAUGGCAAAUAAAUUGGUGAUGGGCAAAAUUGGUUUCAAUUUCCCGGUCGCACUAUCUUUGAUACACUAUGUGACUGCAUGGUUUCUGAUGGCAGUCUUUAGAUUAUUCUCAUUGCUUCCUGUAUCCCCUCCUUCAAAAUCCACACCAUUCUCCUCUUUAUUUCUCUUGGGUGCUGUUAUGUCGUUUUCAACAGGACUUUCUAAUAUAAGUUUGAAGCACAACAGUGUUGGGUUCUAUCAGAUGGCCAAGAUAUCCGUUACACCAACAAUUGCACUUGCUGAAUUCCUUUUUUUCAGUAAAAAGGUUACUCUCUACAAGGUUCUUGCACUUGGUGUGGUUUCUAUAGGUGUGGCUGUUGCAACUGUCACUGAUCUAGAGUUCAAUUUGUUUGGUGCUAGCAUAUCAUUGGCCUGGAUUGUCCCAAGUGCUGUUAAUAAAAUUCUAUGGUCUAACAUGCAGCAAACUGGCAACUGGACGGCUCUUUCGUUGAUGUGGAAAACUACUCCAAUAACUAUCUUCUUCUUCUUGGCGUUGAUGCCAUUGCUAGACCCGCCUGGGUUGCUUUCUUUCAAUUGGGAUUCCAACAACUUAACGGCUAUCUUAAUAUCUGCUGUUUUUGGGUUUCUCCUUCAAUGGUCUGGGGCUCUUGCUCUAGGUGCAACAUCUGCGACCUCUCAUGUUGUGUUAGGCCAGUUCAAGACUUGUGUGAUUAUGCUUGGUGGAUACCUCUUCUUCAAUUCUGAUCCAGGAAUUGUAAGCCUGUGCGGCGCCAUUGUUGCUCUCUCUGGAAUGUCUUUCUACACAUAUCUUAAUUUGAGAGCUUCUCAGGACUCAGCAGCAGCAACAAAACAACUCUUAAAGCAGGCAUCAUUCCCCCAGAAAACUAAAACUACAGCAGAUGAUGAAAAAUCUGAUGCAAAGGUUACUUUGGAUUCUUUCUUGGAUAGAGACCUAAAGGAGAUUGCAUAAACAAAUUCUCUCUCCUAAACACACUAACCUUCUUCCUGAUGCACUCGAUCUUUUCCCUCUUGCUUCUUCAAAUUCAUUCAUUGCUUAUUUUUAUAUUUUUUUAUAGGUAGAAAUUAGUGAUAAGGACCAUCACAAUUACAGAGGAUUUGAAGUUUUUUCCUUGUUUUUGUACUCUGAUUUAACUGUGAUACCUCAUUUUGAUACCCUAUGGAAUUUCUUCCUUUUUUUCUGUUCA
This is a messenger RNA of Dendrobium catenatum, 1660 nucleotides long. RefSeq lists its product as uncharacterized. Bases 241 to 1425 code for a protein of 394 amino acids. The record is from RefSeq and is a predicted model, not a curated record. Gene Ontology annotation, molecular function: antiporter activity; UDP-xylose transmembrane transporter activity. The transcript has 7 exons. Lineage: Eukaryota; Viridiplantae; Streptophyta; Magnoliopsida; Asparagales; Orchidaceae. Gene Ontology annotation, cellular component: Golgi apparatus.